This is a messenger RNA of Phytomonas sp. Hart1, 900 nucleotides long. Lineage: Eukaryota; Euglenozoa; Kinetoplastea; Trypanosomatida; Trypanosomatidae. The record is from the annotation of a GenBank genome assembly.
AUGCUUGUAUUCACACUUUUUGCACUUAUUUCGAUCAUCAAGUUUGUGGUAGUGGCAAUUAUUGUCACUAACAUCGCACUUUUGGUGGGAUUUUUGCUCCUCUUGACAUACUCCAGAAAGUACCAGUCUGGUGACGCUGAGACGAAUUUACAAAUAUGUCUAGAAUCUCUGCAGAACCCCAUUGCGAACUUGUUCACAAUGGAUAGGAAUUUAUCCUAUUCCAACUCAAUACAAGUCCUCAAGGAUAACCAAGAAACUUGCAAAACUCCCAUAAGGUCGUGCUUCUGUGAUGGAGAUGAAGACAUUAACAGUAACUUUCACUCCCUCCACAAGAAAUCGACAAUAGGUUCCACCGCGAACACACCCCACAAGUUGCCACGUGGUGUAUGUAUGGGUUUCGAAAAAAUAAAGGCUCAGGCCCACGAGGAUGACUCGUCAGUUGGUAAAAACGACGAAGAUGAUGACCUCGACAGUUUAUAUCACUGGUCCUCAACCUUGAAUUAUUGCUCGGAAAACAAUAACUACACCAAUGAGAAUCGCCCAUAUCUGCUGGCGAUUGAUAAUAUCACUGAUAUGUCAUUAUUCUGCUGUCAAGAAAAUGCUCACGAGGAGGCCGAACGCUCUCUUAGCAUAUUUUCUGAGAACAGCAAAGGAAAACAAAUGGAUUCCAUUAACCUUAAUACACAAGCCACAGAAGUAGAUAUGGUGCCUCACAGGGUCUCCACAGGUUUAAACGCGGAUCAAAAAAAAUCCGAUCAGGCGCUGUACGAGUCGAGUAUGAAUAUCCUCACAACGACGUUAACCAUGACCUCGGAAUGUCUUUCCGCAUCGAGUUUAUCACUGGCCUUUGCCGAUAAAAUGACCCAUCAAUCAUACCAAAUAUGUCGACAUUCGUGUUGA